AUGGAGCUGCCUCCUCCUCCGGGAAUCCGGAGGGUUUCCAUCAACCCUCUAGAGGCACCCCGCAGGUUUUCCAUCUUCCCAGGCGUGAUGCCCAUCCGCUCAUCUUUGGGCUCAUUUUUGGCCACGGCUGGGACCUCGAAGCCCUCCAUGCAGAGCAGCCUGAGGGCCCCGAGCCUGAUACCGAGCCCCAUUCCCCAGAAGAGCUCCCUCAGCCCCGCCGACGCCAUGCGGCGCAGGGCGUCCAACGUCUCCUCCGUGCACUACGCCAACGAGCAAGGCAAGCCGCCACCCUUGGACGAAGACAAAGAGAAGGACAAGGGCAAGGGCAAGGGCAAGGGCAAGGGCACCGGGACGCGGCUGCUGAACAUGCUAAGAAAAACUCUUCAAGGGUCUGACAGUGAAGAAAUGGUAAUAGCACAGGAAACACCAAAUUUGAUACCAUUUGGAGACGUGGUCGGCUGCCUGGCUGUUCACAUAAAGACUUGUAGACAGUUUUCUCACAGGUUCAUUAUACAACAGCAUGUUAACAUGUUCAUUCGUGUCUCUAUAAACCACAUCAUGAAAUGCACAAAACUUCGGAACUUGAAAGCUGUUAACAAUGAAAAGAACCUUGUCCUUAGGUUUGAUGAAGUGAAGUAUUUUUCUGUACAGGUUCCCAGACGUCAGGAUGAUGAGCGGAAUAAUAUUUUCUUGGAACUAAUGCAAGAUGGAGGAAACAUAGAAAAACCUCCACUUUCCUUGGGCAGUGUUGAAUCACACCUUUAUGAAGUAAUACAGAAAGGCUGCUUUACCGAAGUAUUGCAAAUGAUGCAUAGACACACCUUUAUCUGCAGGUUGGAGGUAGAGUUCAUGUUUUCCUACGGAAACUUUGGUUAUGGAUUUUCACAUCAGUUAAAACCUCUUCAAAAAAUCAUCGAACCAUCUAUGUUUAUGAAGAUUGCACCUCCUCCAGAAAGGACAGAUCCUGUCACAAAUGUCAUUACUCCACAACGAGUAGAAUACCCAGCAUUCUUAUCCCCAGAAUUUAAUGUUACCGUCGGGUCUGCUGAAGCCAGCCAGCCAUCUGCGGCGGUGCGACUUGAAAAACUCCGUGAGAAACCCCGGGAAAGGUUUGAAAACAUGAAAAAGGAGUACAGAAAUCUGAACACAUGGAUGGAGAAAGCUGAGUACUUGAAAAACCUUAUUACUCCAAAAGUGGCUCUCCAAGAUUCUGAGGAAGUUAGUUUGAUUGAAGUAUCUGAACACAAUUAUAGUCUAUUGGAAGAAGAGCAUGAAAAUGUGUCACAUGAUAUCCAUUAUAGAAAAUCUGAUACUAUUUCAACUGAGUCUACGGACAAGAGUGAUAAGGAAAACCUGGUAAUACCAGCUUUGAAACUGUCGGACCAAGAUUACUCAGAGCCCUUUCUUCGUAAAAACAGUGAAUCAGUGCCGGAAGACAAUCCUCUGUCCCCUAUUCACAGCCUGCAGAUAAUAGAGGAGGAUGAGGUGCAGCACUCACAUGCCCCUUUUGUGUGGGAAGACAAGCCACAGGAAGAGAGAAGUGUGAUGUUGCCAUUGGAUGAACAGCUGAUCCCCAAACCUUCAAGCAUUUUAAGAAUAACCUCUUCUCUACAGGAGAUUAAGAAUAAAAAGGAAAAAUUUCCUCAUUUUUCAGAUGUGUUAACAAUACCUGAUAAGCCCUUAGGACAAGAAAAUACAAAUCAAAAAGGGAAAACUUUCAUCCAGUUAAGGAAACCUUGGGAAACACGUCCUACUGACAUAGUCAGUGGCCUCCGAAAGGUGGCUUUUACACAAAAAGAGUAUACUACACCAGUUUUCAGAGGGGAAUCUACAGAAUUCAAACCCAAACAUCAGUUUCAGAAAUUCAUCAAGGGUGGUCUUGAUCCUUUUCUAAGGAACAUAAACAGCAAAAUGUCAUUCAAAAAGAAGAAAGACCAAGACACAUACAGAUAUCCAAGCACUUUAAGUACAGAAGUUGCAGAACACGAAGAUCAAGACCCUCCUUACCCAGAACAUUCAAGGUCUGCAGGAUCUAAUACAACCUGGGCUAACGAUUCUAACCUCAUCACAAUCCACAUGGUAACCAAAAAGAAUAAUGUGCCUCCUGACCAUACUACCACCACCACAAUGACUUCAGACAGGAAGAACAAGUUGCCACAUGAUCCUACUCUCAACACAACAAACACUUCACAUACAAAGAGUAUAUUUACAAGUGAUAAUCCCGUUAUCACCAUAACAAAGAUUUCAGAAUCUGAUUAUAAACUGUCAACUGAUCCUAGUUCCAAGACAACAAAGCCUUCAGAGACAAGGCUAUCCAGCGGCCCCAGUUCCAAUACAACAAAGCCUUCAGAGACGAGGCUAUCCAGCGCCCCUAGUUCCCAUACAACAAAGCCUUCAGAGACGAGGCUAUCCAGCGCCCCUAGUUCCCAUACAACGAAGCCUUCAGAGACGAGGCUAUCCAGCGGCCCCAGUUCCCAUACAACAAAGCCUUCAGAGACAAGGCUAUCCAGCGGCCCUAGUUCCCAUACAACAAAGCCUUCAGAGACGAGGCUAUCCAGCGCCCCUAGUUCCCAUACAACGAAGCCUUCAGAGACGAGGCUAUCCAGCGGCCCCAGUUCCCAUACAACAAAGCCUUCAGAGACAAGGCUGUCCAGUGGCCCUAGUUCCAAUACAACAAAGCCUUCAGAGACAAGGCUGUCCAGCGGCCCUAGUUCCCAUACAACAAAGCCUUCAGAGACAAGGCUAUCCAGCGCCUCUAGUUCCAAUACAACAAAGCCUUCAGAGACGAGGCUAUCCAGCGCCCCUAGUUCCCAUACAACGAAGCCUUCAGAGACAAGGCUAUCCAGCGGCCCUAGUUCCCAUGCAACAAAGCCUUCAGAGACAAGGCUAUCCAGCGGCCCUAGUUCCAAUACAAUGAAGCCUUCAGAGAUGAGGCUAUCGAACGGCCCUAGUUCCCAUACAACGAAGCCUUCAGAGAAUAGGCUAUCCAGCGGCCCUAGUUCCCAUACAACGAAGCCUUCAGAGACGAGGCUAUCCAGCGGCCCUAGUUCCCGUACAACGAAGCCUUCAGAGACUAGGCUAUCCAGUGGCCCUAGUUCCCAUACAACGAAGCCUUCAGACACUAAUAGGUUGUCCCAUAAUCCUAGUAUAAAUGGAAAUAAAUCUUCAGAUCCUAGUAAGUUGUCCCAUGAUCCUAGUAACAUUUCAACAAAGUCUUCAGAUCCUAGUAAGUUGAGCCAUGAUUCUAGUAUCAAUGCAAGAAAGUCUUCAGAUACUAAUAAGCUGUCCCAUGAUGCUAGUAUCAUUUCAACAAAAUCUUUAGAUAGUAAGAAUAAAUUGCCAAGUGGUAAGCCUAAUGUCAGUUCAGAUCUUACUACCAACACCGCGAAAACUCCAGCUACGAGGGACAAGUUAGCAUGGGCUCCUGCCACCGUCACAGUAGACUCUUCAACUACGCAGAGUAAGUUAGAAGAACAGCUACCAGCUGUAUCUUUACCAAACUGCCCAAGAGAACCGUCAGUGACUGGAAAUGUUAGCAUAUAUCACCCCUCAAGCACAAUCAAUUUUACCUCUGACAUUGAAAAUUUAAAACAGUCAAUAGUACUCAAAUCAAUUUUAAGUAAAAAUCUGCAAGACCUUUCAGAUGAGUUAUUUUCUACACCAGAAGCCUGCACCAACGCCGAGGAGAUGCAGGGAAGCUCCCCUCUGCCUCUAGGUGUGCAUGACAGACCAUCAUGUGGGACAGAAGACAGAGUGUUUGAACAAGUCCAAGAUAUAAACAGCUGGCUUUCACCCAAAGACAUUCUGAAUUCACAGGCUCUUUUAAGUCCUGUGAUUAAAAGUGUUCCUCAAGAUUUACUUCCAGAAGGCGGGCCAGGAACAUCUUCAGACAUAGGAGAUGUCUCUGACAAACACUUAGGGGCUGCUGAAAUACCCUUUCCAGUGAACAGAAAGAGCAGUUUCAAAACCAAACAUUUAGUGAGUGAAGUAUCAGGUUCUGAUCAGGGUUUAAAUAGCGAUGUACGUGACUACGUCAUUAAGCAGAUAUUCCCUGCACCCAUAUUCUCGAAGCUAGAGACAGGAGCAACAGUACUGAACGAGACACAGAUGGCCUUACAGGACCAACUGUUCACAUACUGGGAGAGAACUACAUCUUCACAGAUUCUUACCUACGAAGAAAAAAGCAAUGGAGCUCCUUUGUCACGGCCAAAAUCCGGGAUAAGCACAAUAAUACAGUCAUUUCCUGUAGAAACUCUUUUAGAUUCUGGGAUAAUCAAAGUGAUACAACUAGAUAAAGAAAACCAGAGCUCUCUGUUGGACAUACAGACAGCCUCUCCUGAGGAAAAGCUGCAGAAUCCCACAGAGCAGCACCAUAAUGUCAAAAGCCAAACAAAACUGCUUUCAAGACAGACGACACCUAGCACUAAGCCCAUAGAGACCUCUGUGAAUGCAGCUGAUUACACAGAAGACAGCCAAAGUACGUCGGCACAAGAGCCAAACUACCCAAAAGCAGAAAGAAAGUCUGACUCCCCAAAUGAACACCAGAGUCCGGACACGGAGGAGGCUGGGCUCAGUUCCGCUGUAGAGUCUCUAAGUAACUUAAUGGGCAAUCUUAAAGACACAGACUCAGUCAUAUUAAAAUCCAUCCUAAAAACUAUCUUCAAAAAUUUCUUCAAAUACAAUCAGUCUGAAAGAAGAGAGUAUCUAGACAAACAGUUUGACAGACUAACACAACAUUCUUCACCACGUGGUACAGAAUACUUAGAAAAAACGCAAGAGAAUUUUAAUAAAGCGGGCAAAGCAGAGAAGAAGCCCAUUCUGGAUCCAAAGCUGUCUGUGUUUCUAGAGAAACUCUCAGAGUCAGAAGUAAAAAACAUGAAGUCUGAGUUAAGCAAGCACAUUCAGCAUUACCUUCUAGAAAAGCUCUCAGAGGCAGGCCACAUCACCAAGGAGGACUUACCCCAAAUUUACCGAAACCUGUAUCUGAUGAACGAGAAAACAGAGUUAAAAGAGCAAAGCUCUUUUCAGGACAAGUAUUCCAAAACUGUUGAGGAAAUCAUGUCCUUUGUAAAUAAUUUUAACCAUCAUUUCAUAGAUAAACAUUUAGAAAUAAAGCUUAGAUCUUUUCUAAAUGAAAUUCUCCAAAAUUAUUUCGUGAAGAAUCUUUCAGGGAGCAAUUUAUUCAAUGAGACAGACAGUGUGGCGCUCCGUCCCAGCAUGUCCUCCAUGGCGAGUAACAGCUCUUCGAAGCCUCUGCACGGGCUGGGGCAAGACAUUGCCAGCGGAAGUUUUGGUUCAAGGCUCAAAAUAAACAUGAAAUACCCUUUCAACGAAUCUCUACAAAAUUAUCUUAAACCUUUAUCAGAGAAUGAAUUAUUAAGUCUAAAAGCUGAUUUGAGCAAAUACGUCCAGGUCCUCUUUAUAGAUAAACUUCAUAAAUCAGGGCUAAUGACAGAGAGGCAACUAAAGGGGAUCAGUCAGCAAGUUAACUCGCUUAAUUCGCCUCCCAUGCCAUUCAAACACAUAAACACAGAUUCACCUUUUAGAGAUGAAAGUUGCUUUAUGAGGGAGGAUUCAGAAGAGCAAAAGAAAUAUCCGAAAACUUGUCAAAAUACUACCUUUCGAACAUUGCUUGAAGAUAGAUGUGGAGAAACAGAACUGACCAGAAAGGGAGAAAAAGGAAGCUCCUUUCCACACAAUUUAAAAGAAAAUCCAUCAACAACCUGGGAACAUAAACGUGUUUAUAGUAGGGAAGUUAAAACAUUAAUGAAAGUACAACCUCCUUCCAACAAAAACAUCCAGGCAAUUCCAUUAAGUAAGUCACCAGAAAGACCUGCAGAUAUAUUACUUAAGAAACACAAGCAAGACCAUGGUUUCAUGCCACUUCCUCAAGCAGAAAAUUCUAUUUACAAAACAGAGACUCAAGAGCCAUACAGUUGGGAUGGUAGAGCAAAACCAAUUCAAUCAAAACUCUGCUUUGAAAAGACACUAAAAGUGAAGGCGCUUGAGAAAAGGGAUAACAAUAACAUUUGCAAACUGGCUGUUCAGGAAAGACCUGAUCCAGGAUUUUCACCUUACCUAAAACUUCCUACCUGCAAAACAGCAAGAGAAAAUGAACACUUAAACAGGCUCUCCUUCCCUACCUGGCGGGCUAACACUUUCAUUUAUGUCAACACAGACAAUGGGGAGCAGUCAAAACUAGACCAGUAUUGUCAGAGGUGGAAAGAAAAUAAUAAUAAUAAUAAAAAACACUUGGUAACAUUUGCACAAUUCAAAAAUGAAAUGGAAACUCUUUAUAUAAACCCGUAUGAAGACUGCAAAGAAAAAUGUGCCAGGGGUGCGGAAUCGCAGUCGUUUCGGUACAAAGAGGAGGAGAGAAACUCCAGGCCAUCUUUCUUCCCAGAAGUACUGACGAGAGAAAACAUGAAAUCCAAAAGAAAAGAAAGAGAUUACACCACCAAACCGAAGAAGUCAUUUCACAAGAUAGUCAGGAUACUGCCAGCCGCACUGCCCACUGCAAGGCCUCAUCUCCGGAAAUCUGUUCCAAGGACCUUACUCCACUGGACCGCGAGAAGAACUAUACACGAUUGUUUGGAUAGAUUCGACGAUUUACAAAUACCCUCAGUUAAACGUCCUAAAAACUCAAAAUCCAGAUCAAGACUUUUAGGCAAGAGUCCAGAUGAUUCCUAUAACCAGGCAAAACACUGCACACGACCAUCCACCGCUCCAGAGUCUAACAAGCGACGGGAAAGUGUCACCGGGAAAUUCGCAAGUCCUCGGAUGGUCUCGGCGGGCUUAGUUCAUAUCCAUGACACCACCCCAGAGUAUGACAUACGGAAAGUGAGGUCCAAAAGAAAAUUAAAAGAGAAUAUUGAAAAACGUCCGCUCAUUUAUGAUAUUAUCCAGAUGUUAGACACUGCAGAAUAAUACGUGAGGCCACCAGUCAGAAUAUAAUUUCUCCAUUAACAAAAUGGUUUGGAGAUCUAUCCUUGUGAGUGAUAGAAGUCAACAACGAAAUUUCAUCUUGUUAGACCAUUUUGUUAUGAUUAAAAUGAAAAAUAAACACAUUCUGUGUAAACGUGUUUUUGUUUAUAAACCUCCCAGAACAAACUAAAAAUUGUAUAUACAGUUGAUGUUCAUUAGCAGAGCUUUGCAGGCCAGUCUUUGCCUCUCGGGGUGAACUGGUCGUUAGCUCCCCCAGCAUUUGUGGUACCUGGUUACUCCUGCCUGCCCAGGUCACCAGUUCUCCAUUUGCAGCUGUCUGUGCUUAGCAACUAAACUUUACUUAGCUCUAGUUAAAUUUUGAGAUUCAGCAGUCUACACUUCUCUGAGCCGAUAGAAAGAAUGCAGGCACUUAUUUUAUUGAGUGACGGAUCCAGGCUAAAAGCCAAAAGGAACAGUGAGAAAAGCCCUGAGCUAGCAAAAACGAGAUGUGCUCCCACCAUUCAGAAAGGAAGCGCUGUUACCACUCUUAAAGACUCCAGAAAAUGGAGAACCAGCUGCUGCCAGGAGUAUCAGGAGUGAGGUCAACUGUGAGAAGUGCCUCCCACCACCACUAACAUCAAAACAACAAAAAGACUUUAGCCAUUUCUGCCCUAGAUGCCAGAGAAACACGCUAUGCAUGAGAAAUGCAGUUCCAGUGAGGCAGAGGAGAGCGAAGAUAUGAACUGAGAGGUAGCAGGUAAAGAGAAACACCACGUGCCGGCUUUAGCAAAGAUAGAUUUCCUAGAGAAAUCUCAAACUCCUGUGCCUCACUAGAACUAUGACAGCAUUGUCAUGGCUGUGUUUCUAACAUUUCACCACGUAAAUCUCUCAAGUUUUCCAUACAACAAAACUCUAACAUUCCCCCUCAAGUAAGAUCCUCCUGUCUCUGAACUGGGGUUCAGCUUUUCACAGCCACCGGACUCAAACUCAACACUGUCUUGUCGUAGAGCUUAAGACCGAUAGCUUUUGGACCAGACUUCAUCAUCAGCUCUUAUUAGCUCAUGAGCAGACCUUGUGGCUUAUCAGCCUCCAUAAUCUUGUGAGACAACUGUUUAAAUGUCUACAUAUGUAUGGAUAUUGCAUGUUUUAUAUGUGCACAUAAACAUAUACACACUCUAAUUCCUAACAUACCUACAGUAGGACCUCUGACAACCCCAUCCACCUUUGGCAGAUUAUACAUGCAGGACCUUCCCAGAUUCAGAGAUGCUAAGGCAUGAAGUGCGAUAACCUACAUCGCCCACUAUGGCAGCUGUUCUCAGUGCUCCCACAGUCCUACCCUCCCCCUCCUCCACCUGCCCACUCCAAUUUCGCUCCCCUUCACUUUCCAUCUCGGCAGGUCUUGGUAGCCCUGUGAUAAGAGCAGCCCUAACAUUGACUCUUGAGGCAGGGGUACAGCCAACAAACAUAAACAGAAUCUCUUCAAACUGCCUGCCUAUUUAGUCUUAGACAAUCAUUUUAUAACUUCCAAUAUAACAGUCAUAUAGAUUAAGAAAACCAACUGACAUAGACCCCCACUGAUUACAACUCAAACUACGAAACAUUUUUGAGAGUGUGCUAGUCUGGAUGACAAACAUGCCCUGUAGGCCCAUGUAUCUGAACACUCAGCUGGUGGUGGGGAUGCUGUGUGGGGAGCCUCGCUGGAGGAAGUUACUGGGGUGCUUUCAGAGUUUACAGUCUUGCCCCAUAGCUGACCCUCUCUUCCUGUGUGUGGAGCUGAAAUGUGAUCUUAGCUCUCUGCUCCUGCUGCCCUGCUUUCCUCGUCAUGGGCAACAAGCCCUCCAGCCGCAACUCUUCCUUACUCACUGUUGAUCACGGUGUUUCAUCACAGUAACCAAAGUGACUAAUGCACACAUCUCCUGCUAAGGAGGCAAUACCAUUAACAACUGCAUGGUCUUAUAGGUUUGCUCCACUACAGAAAUAAUCAUAUCAAAGGCCGGGAUGCCAUGCAUCUCUAACAUCUACUCAAGAUUGCCUACAGUUUAUUAGGUUAUUUAACUUAUGUUUGAAAAGAGACCUUCUCUUAGCAAACCAAAUUAGAAUCUGUAUUCUAGCUUUGUUAAGUCACACAAAAUAAAGACAUGUUCAAUUUAAUAAAUUUUUAUUGAGCUCCCACAGGGUGCAUGAAUUAAGGAUCUAUAACUUACACAGGUAGAAAAGUGUUACUUUAGCCCCUCCCUUUUAAGAUGCAAACUGCAUCUUCUCUUUAUAUUUCAAGUGAAUUAUUUAAGGUGAGCAAGGCUCAGUUUGAUGUUACCAUAUGUAAAAGGGAUAGUACAAACAUUUUCCCUUCUCCAAAAAAAGGACUUUGUACCAGAAUAAACCAGUCUGUUCAUCUAACAAUAGCUGAUCAAAAAGGCUAGAAACUCCGGAAGAAAAGAUGUUCCUGGAAGCACUGUCCUCGGAGGAAGGGCUCAUUCCCAGAGGACAGCAGGACGUAGAAGGAAACUAGUUGGCUCAAAAAUCACACUGAGAUCCAGAAAGUACCAGUCACAGCUUAGAGA
Molecule: messenger RNA, 9485 nt
Organism: Peromyscus californicus insignis
Lineage: Eukaryota; Metazoa; Chordata; Mammalia; Rodentia; Cricetidae
Gene: Catspert
Product: C2 calcium dependent domain containing 6
Exons: 19
Coding region: 1-6927 (2308 amino acids)
Source: RefSeq, a predicted model, not a curated record